UUAUAUAUAAACUCUGUGGUUUAUAUUUAUAAAACAGUCCGAGUUGCUGGUUUGAAGUUCCUGUCAGAAUGAAGAAGUUGUUGCUGUUAUUCGUCGUCAUAUUCACCUACGCUUAUGCGGACGAGGAAUCGCUAGAGUUAUCAUCUUCUGAAGAAGAAAGCAUAGGAGAGUUAGUUACUCUGUUAGAAACCAAAUUGAACUCAACAAUCUUCAGUGACAUCCUUGUUUUAAUUAAUAAAACUGAAUCGCGAUGCCCUGGCAUCGAAGAAAAGUUAGACAAAGCUGUGGGAGAAGUUGGUGAAUGUUUGGACGAUAUAGACUUAGGCGAAGACACUAUUUGUACUGUGACAAGAAAAAAUUUGGAAAAAUGUUCUGAACCAAUCACGAAAAUAUUAGUCGAUUGCUUACCGGAAGAAUCAAAAGGAUUACCAAUUUUGGGCAUCAAGAUUCUCAAAGCAGUUUUGGAUCAGGCUUGUAACUCCACCGUUGAGGAGAUUUUAGAAUUAUUAAACGCCUGUACGCUGAAGAAGGAAUUUGAUUAUUUCGAUACUUGCACUAGCCUGAAAAAUACCUUUCAACAAUAUAGGGAUAAAGUUCCAUCAAAAUCACUAGUAUGCUCAUUGAUGCCAAAUGUUAAAUCCUGUAUCAAAUCUCACCAAGAAGCGUCUUGUAAAAACCCAGUGACAAGAGCAGUUAUGGUCAAGUUUUAUGACGCAAUAGACAUAGCAACUGCCAGCGAGUGUCAGGAACUCAAUAAAGUUAAAUAAGAUAUUAAACUAAGAACUUGCAACACCAACGAUUGCGCCCUUUAUUCCUCACGUUUAUUUAAUAAACAUAUUUGAAUUUAUAAUUAUUUGAAAUAGUAAAUAAACUGAUAUCAUCAAA
This is a messenger RNA of Anoplophora glabripennis (Asian longhorned beetle), 885 nucleotides long. RefSeq lists its product as uncharacterized. The record is from RefSeq and is a predicted model, not a curated record. The coding region runs from base 69 to 767 and encodes 232 amino acids. Lineage: Eukaryota; Metazoa; Arthropoda; Insecta; Coleoptera; Cerambycidae. The transcript has 5 exons.